UCCCGAAAUCACGCAUAGCAAAGCUACUGCAUUCUUCUUGGCAAUUCAUUAAAAACAUGAGAGCAAAACGUGGCACUAUGAAACCAGAAAAUGGAACCUUAUCUGAGGACAAUAAUCCUGAUUCUGAAAAUAGAGAUAUGGCUGAAACUCUUUCCAAACCACAAGUCAGAGUUUAUGGCGAUCCUAUUCCUGUUUUACCAUCAUCUAAAUCUCUUCUGAAACCUUCUCUCAAGACGUUAGGUGUCCUUGGUCUUGCAAAGGUGAAGCAGAUCAUGGAGGAGGCAGUCACACGGAAGUUCGUCCACGAGGACAGCAGCCACAUCAUCUCCUUCUGUGCGGCUGUAGAGGCCUGCGUCCUGCAUGGGCUGCGGCAGCGGGCAGCUGGCUUUCUGCGCAGCAACAAGAUUGCAGCUCUCUUCAUGAAAGUGGGCAAGAACUUCCCACCGGCCGAAGAGCUGAGCCGCAAGGUGCAGGACCUGGAACAGCUGAUGGAGAGCGGGCGAAACCAGAUUCAGGGCCUCCAGGAGAAUGUGCGGAAGCUGCCGAAGCUGCCCAGCCUGUCCCCACUUGCCAUCAAGCACCUGUGGAUCCGCACUGCUUUGUUUGAGAAGGUCCUGGACAAAAUUGUGCAUUACCUGGUGGAAAACAGCAGUAAAUACUAUGAGAAGGAAGCCCUCCUGAUGGACCCGGUGGAUGGCCCCAUCCUUGCGUCUUUGUUGGUGGGGCCCUGUGCCCUGGAGUACACCAAGAUGAAGACUGCCGAUCACUUCUGGACUGACCCCUCGGCCGACGAGCUUGUCCAGAGGCACCGCAUCCACAGCUCGCACCUGCGGCAGGACUCACCCACCAAGCGUCCAGCCCUCUGUAUCCAGAAGAGACAUUCAAGUGGCAGCAUGGACGACCGACCAUCCCUUUCUGCCCGUGACUAUGUUGAGUCCCUGCACCAGAACUCCCGGGCCACGCUCCUCUAUGGCAAGAACAAAGUCUGGUUCAGCCGCUCCCAGCAACUAUUUGAUGCAAGUAGUGUCAUCCAAGAUGAUAACGCUGAGAUGUGCACAGGGGGGAGUAAGUGGCAGAGUCAUACUUUGAAUUCAGGCUGCCUGAUGUGGGAGUUGAAUCAUUUAUCAAUCACCUCUAGGCCUGGCUGGUGCAAGCCCCAGAGAUGGGUGAGGGAUGAUAUGGAGGCCGUGCCAGGGUACCUGUCUCUACACCAGACAGCUGACGUCAUGACCUUGAAAUGGACGCCUAACCAGCUGAUGAACGGGUCGAUGGGGGACCUGGACUAUGAGAAGAGCGUCUACUGGGACUAUGCUAUGACCAUCCGCCUGGAGGAGAUUGUAUACCUGUACUGCCACCAGCAAGUGGACAGCGGUGGGACAGUGAUGUUGGUCAGCCAGGAUGGGAUCCAGAGGCCGCCAUUCUGCUUCCCCAAGGGGGGGCACCUCCUGCAGUUCCUCUCGUGCCUGGAAAAUGGGCUGCUCCCUCACGGGCAGCUGGACCCUCCACUCUGGUCUCAGCGGGGGAAGGGCAAAGUAUUUCCCAAACUGCGCAAGUGAAGCCCUCAGGGUUCUGCCAAGUCCACAUCUUCGGACAAGGAAGAUGACGAGGCCACAGAUUACGUGUUCAGGAUCAUCUAUCCCGGCAUGCAGUCUGAAUUCAUUGCUCCCGACCGCUUGGGCAGCACUCCCCCAGUCUCCGUGAGCCUUGCCUGGACGGUGGUUCCUGCCAGCCGGUCGGUGCUAGUGGUGGCCAGGGGCAGUCAGUGGGCGCGAGCCAGAUGGGACGCCACCUUCCCCAUGCCAGGUCCGAAGCAGCAGCCCCCCACCCCCCAGGACCUGAUGGAUGUCUCCGUGAGCAACCUACCACCGUUAUGGCAACCCAGCCCCCAGAAAUCCUCCUGCUCAUCCUGUUCACAGAGUGGCUCCGCCGAUGGUGGCUCAACCAAUGGCUGCAACCAUGAGAGGGCUCCCCUGAAGCUCCUCUGUGACAAUAUGAAGUACCAGAUCCUUUCCAGAGCCUUCUAUGGAUGGCUUGCCUACUGCAGACACCUGUCCACUGUGAGGACCCACCUGUCAGCCCUGGUCAAUCACAUGAUCGUGUCUCCAGACUUGCCCUGUGAUGCCGGACAUGGGCUGACGGCCAGGAUCUGGGAGCAGUACCUUCAGGACAGCACAAGUUACGAGGAACAGGAGCUUCUACGCCUCAUCUACUAUGGAGGCAUCCAGCCGGAGAUCCGCAAGGCCGUGUGGCCCUUCCUCCUGGGCCACUACCAGUUCGGGAUGACAGAAACAGAAAGGAAGGAGGUGGACGAGCAGAUUCACGCGUGCUACGCACAGACCAUGGCUGAAUGGCUGGGCUGUGAGGCCAUCGUGAAGCAGAGGGAGCGGGAAUCCCACGCGGCUGCCUUGGCUAAAUGCUCAUCAGGGGCCAGCCUGGACAGCCACCUGCACCGGAUGAUGCACCGGGACUCCACCAUCAGCAAUGAGUCCUCCCAGAGCUGCAGUUCAGGCCGCCAGCACGUCCGCCUGCAGAGUGACUCCAGCAGCAGCACACAGAUAGGGGUCAAGGCAGCAAGCCCGGCAUAUGCCAGAACUGGACUCCUGUCCGCUUUCUCCGUCUUCCUGUCCAGUGUCCCGCGGGGGCGGUGGGUGCAUCUCCAGCUAGUUCCAACCGUCGUGCACAGUGAGGAGAACUCGUCUUUGCAGCUUAGAGAAUUUGACAGCAGGAGGGGGCCGGAGCUCCUGGACCUGUACACCGUCAACCUGCACCGCAUCGAGAAGGACGUGCAGCGCUGUGACCGCAACUACUGGUACUUCACGCCCGCCAACCUGGAAAAGCUGCGGAACGUCAUGUGCAGCUACAUCUGGCAGCACAUUGAGAUCGGCUAUGUCCAGGGCAUGUGUGACCUCCUGGCUCCACUGCUGGUCAUCCUGGAUGACGAGGCCCUGGCCUUCAGCUGCUUCACGGAGCUCAUGAAGAGGAUGAACCAGAACUUUCCCCAUGGGGGCGCCAUGGACACGCACUUUGCCAACAUGAGGUCGCUGAUCCAGAUUCUGGACUCCGAGCUCUUUGAGUUGAUGCAUCAGAACGGGGACUACACUCACUUCUACUUCUGCUACCGCUGGUUCCUGCUGGAUUUCAAGUGAGAACUUGUCUACGAUGACGUCUUCUCUGUCUGGGAGACCAUCUGGGCAGCCAAGCACGUCUCGUCCGCCCACUACAUCCUGUUCAUCGCGCUGGCUCUGGUGGAGGUCUACCGUGACAUCAUCUUGGAGAACAAUAUGGAUUUCACAGAUAUCAUCAAAUUCUUUAACAAAAUGGCUGAGCGGCACAACACCAAACACGUCCUGAAGCUGGCCCGGGACCUCGUGUACAAGGUGCAGACUCUGAUUGAGAACAAGUGAGGGCCACCUCACCCCAGCCCUGUCAGCCGUGCCGCCACCCACCUGUUCAGCCCGCUUUUCCUCCCGGCUGCCCCGGGAGCGAGGUCCUGGUGUCUGUUCAUGAGCAUGGACUUCUGUGCAGAGAGAAACUGCCCCAACUUUGGCCGCCAGGCAGGUGGGGUCGAGGGUUUGCCCCUUGAGUUCAGCCUUACGUUUUUCUGUUUGACCAAAGAUUGUCCAAGUCUGGGAUUUCUCCCUUGUGGGAGUUGGGGUACGUCAGUGGAUGGAGGGAACAGUUUCGUUUGUGGUCUCCAGAAUGGUUGCCUCUCUCUUAUGCUGUCCCAACCCCUCCAAACUGUUCCGUCAGGGGAGACUUGGAGAAGGAGUUUUUCUUGGGGAACUAGUGUAGGAGAGGUCUGUGGGGCUACCUCUAUACUCUGAAAGGGGCCUCUGGAGAUGUCCCAGAACAUGGCCGGCAGGCAGGCUUGGAGCAGAGUUUCUGCACCUCCCUCGGCGCUGUUGACAGGGUGCUGGGUGAAUCGUCUUCUGAGAGGGGUCAUCCUGUGCAUUGUUGGAAGGUAAGCGGCAUCGCUGGCCUCUGCCUGCAAGAUGCCAGUAGCACCCCCUCCCCAACCCAGCUGUGACAACCCGAAGGGUUUGCAGAUUUUGCCACACGUCCCCACUUGAGAACCAGUGGCAUAGAGGAGGGGCUGCAAGUGUAUCUCCUUCCCCCUCUUUUGUUUAACCACCUGCUCCUGAGGCUUUCUCCCACUUAGAAAAGGCACACGGGAGUCCACAUCUCUCUCGGGACCUGGAUUCUGUUUGUUGUGGUCUCUCAUUUUUUUUCUCCUCCACCUGACCCCAGGAGAGACUUCUUUCCUUCUUUUCAAGAAAGCCUCUCCCUGAGAGGCUCCCCGGAGAGGGAGGGAAGGGUGGAAGGGCUGAACGGUGAGAAGUGUGGUAGGUGUGAGUUAGCCUGAGGUCCCGCCCAAAGCCCUCCAGGCAGGGUGGAGUCCACAUCCGUUUCUUCACCUCCUAGGGAAGAUCUCGCCUCUCCUUCUGCACUUUGGGUCUGAUGCUCCAGAAGUUUGGAAGGUGUGUGUGAGUGGCCGCCACUUCAAGGGAGGUGGGGGAAGCUGGCUUUUCCCUAGGUGCCUUUGAUCACUCAGGACAAAGGAAGAACAGGAAGGCAGAGGUCCGCCAGAGUAGACUGUGAUGGGUGUUUUCCUUGGAAAAUAUGCUGAUGAACUGGCCCCCGGAACAUGGAUGGCUAAGUCUGGAAGUGGUCCCCUCCGCGUCUUCACACAAAGGGUUGCCAGUCACAAACAGACCCCGAGUUAGCUGGUUCACCCUGCCUACCUGUCCUUUGAUAGAGCAGUCCUGCCAGCUCUUUUCUGAGAACACACAUGGGAGAAACAGAGUCAGGUUGGAAGGCUCCUCCCCAGAAUGGAAGGUAGGAUUUUGGAGAGGGGAGGAGACUCAUAUAAGCACAAGGAAGCAUUCACAGAGAGGGUACAUUAGUCCUCUGUCCUGAGCAAACCAGAAGGGGGAGGAACCCCUACCCUGCGUGCUUGUGAAGGCUCGCCCCUGGGCCCCAGUGCCUUCAACUGCAUCCCAACCCCCCAGUCUCCCACGUGGGGACUCCUGAGCAGGACGGACGAGACCUAAGUGUCCCUUGCCUCUGAAGAAUGUGCUCCGUGAAAAUUGCACCUCCUGGCUUUGGUCCCCACCUUCCCAAGACGAGGAAAACACAUCCAGAUCAAAGUUUUCCUAGCCACUCAGCUCUUCGUUACAGAGGACAUUAUUUUAGCAAGACCCGGGUCCCAGACCUUCCGAUUCUGAUUUAUUUUUCUCGACAGACUAGUCCCAAAGUAUAGAACACAAUCUCUUCUCCGCCUUCUCUCAUGGUGUUCCAGAGAAGUGUCCGUGGUUGUGAUUUGGAACAACUCCUAUUUGUUCAGCUUAUGGUGUUUAUUUUGGUCUCCGUACGUCCUGCGUCCUUGUGUCCGGGAAUCGAGUGCGUGGGAGUCAUUCUGUCCAUGGAGUGCCCUCUUCCUUCUCUCAGUGUUGCCAACAUAUCUUGUAACUGUUUACUGAAGAGUUGUGUCUAUAUAGAGAGAAAAUAUAUAUAAACAGAGAAAUGUG
Molecule: messenger RNA, 5528 nt
Organism: Lynx canadensis (Canada lynx)
Lineage: Eukaryota; Metazoa; Chordata; Mammalia; Carnivora; Felidae
Product: small G protein signaling modulator 1-like
Biological process (GO): activation of GTPase activity
Molecular function (GO): GTPase activator activity
Source: RefSeq, a predicted model, not a curated record